Molecule: messenger RNA, 3430 nt
Organism: Marchantia polymorpha subsp. ruderalis
Lineage: Eukaryota; Viridiplantae; Streptophyta; Marchantiopsida; Marchantiales; Marchantiaceae
Source: the annotation of a GenBank genome assembly
AAGAGUGCGGCGCGGGCAUGAGAAAAAGGGCCCACGUAGGAUGAGACCAAGUGAUUGCAAAUCGAAGGGUGAAUAGUGUCAUUUCAACUGUGUGCAGAGGGAGUGAGAAGGGGAGUGAACGAGAGAGGAGAAAAAGAGGAGAGGAGAGGAUCGGGCCCCACAAAGCCAGAGAGCAAGGAGAGUCUGUGACAGAUUUACACACAUCUGCAACUCUGGGUCCGCUUUCUCCUCGAACCUGUGCUCCUGCUUGGGGUUGCUCCUUCCGCUGCCUUGUUGUUCGUUCACCGAGUUCGAGGGUGUUGCUCUAGACUGCUCAGAUUGGAGCACCUUCCUGGGAGUGACUGCAGCUGCUGGCCUGCAGCUGCAGCAGCAGCAAAGCAGCAAAGCAACCGGAUCACCGCAGGGACUUCCUGCUUGGCCUGUGCCAGGUGCAGGUCCUCAGCUUGUGCUAACGCUUGUGUGUUGUGCAACUUCUCGACAUCGUGGAACUGAAGGAAUUUGCUGUGGUGCGGAGGGACGGAGGACGUACCACAUUUCUUCCAUUCCACCGGGCUUGGGUUGGAUCCUGUGCUUCUGUCGACUGUCGAAUGUCUCUCACUCGAUUCUUAGAAAGCUGCAGAUUAAUCCUUUCACCUCAGAAUCCAUCCCUCCGCCUCCGCCUUUUGCACAGAGAGAGGAGAGGUUACGUUGCCAGAUGAUUAAACUUUUCCGUGUUUCUGCCGUCGGAGUGUUAAGUGGAGUGCAGUCUAAUAUAGCAGCGGCAGAGGCCUAGAAACGGACGGAAAUAAGUGGAUCCGAGUAAUUUUGAGGGACCCCUUCUGAACAACUGAGGUGAAAUUAGUGCGUAAGACUGCGACAGCACAAUCAGCAGCAAGUGCCCAGGCCAGUGCCUUCACAGUAUCCGAAGCAGUGGGCAUCUUUGGCUGCAGGUGUAAUGGCUUGAAUAAGUUCCGAAAUUCCUUCCAUUAGUUGGACGGAAGUGGCUCCAGUCCUGCCUACUUGAGGAUUCUGGACGUCGGAGACUCAAAGGAGAAGAUUGGUUUCUUGCUUACUUUUGCAAUCGUCAGGAUCUGCCAGUCUUUGGGCAUUAAGAUCGACCAGCUGACGGUAAAAUUCAUAUUCGAUGUGAGUGCAACAGUGGGAGGUCCAAACUCCCAUCAUCAACUGCUCUUGGGUCCCACUGAGAACCGCAAUUCUAUUGAAGCUGCCAGUAGCUCACGCGGAAUCAGUAGGUGCUUGGACUCGUCCAUGCAUAAACAGCAUAGCACAGGUACAACGACAACGGUAAAGUCCUGGGAUAAAAAAUUACGUAGCUGAUCCAUUCAGCCUGAGUCGACAUCGGUACAAGUCAACUGCCUGAGAACAGCUGCUGCAGAACAACGAGAAGAAAGCUGGAAGCCAAUGAUCAGAUGCUCACCCUCUGGGUCUGGUGACUCUCCGAAGCCCAUCUUCUGUCACAAUCCUGCAAGAAGUGGUAGGUGGAAUUUCAAGGGUCGAGCUACGUAAUAUCUCGUGUUAACAUACAGGUAAUCAGAUAGUUCCUCUAGAGCCAACGGUUGAUAAACAGCGAUCGACGAGACAAGCAAACGAAGACGACGAGGAGGAGGACGAGGAGAAGAAGAGCACUGGAGCCUAAGACCAUCACAAAGAGAGAGAGAGCGUGCAUCAAAGCUCUGAUCAGAGAAAUAGAUUCACCUAAAUUCAAAAGCGAAGGAAAGGGUUGGCUGGAUCGAUCCCGUCGGCAUGAGCAGUAGUGGAGCACCGUGCGGGGCUUGCAAGUUCCUGCGCAGAAAAUGUGUUCGCGGUUGUAUAUUUGCUCCUUACUUCGGUGCGGAGCAAGGUGCUGCUCGCUUUGCAGCUGUGCACAAAAUUUUCGGGGCCAGUAAUGUCGGAAAGCUGCUUCUACACAUUCCUCUGGGCAAGCGGUGUGAUGCUGUCCUCACUAUCAGCUACGAAGCCCAGGCUCGACUCUCAGACCCGGUCUACGGCUGCGUCGCCACCAUAUUCGCUCUCCAACAGCAGGUGGCGAGCUUGCAGGCAGAGUUGGCCAUUGUACAGGCGCAGCUGGCCAGCCGUUUAGCAGUGGCAGCGUUACAGCAGCAGCAGCAGCAACACCAACAACAUGGGGGAGGAGGCGCUGGCGGAUCAUCAUCGAUGCCUUAUGUCGAGCAAGGAAGCAUGACACCCGGGGGCGUCACGGCGGGCAUGUCCAUGGCUGGAAGCUCAUCGGUUGGAUCUUACGCCAACCGCAUAAAGGAAGAAUCCUAUCAUCAUGGAAUGCAUUGCUACGAUCCCGGACAUCACCACGGUGUUCAUCUCGACCAGAUGACUUCCAGCCCUCCUGACGACAUGGAGCCUCAGGACCUCCACAAAAGAGGCUCCGACUCGAUGGAUCCGCAGCAGAGUGGGGCGACUGGAGGUGGAGGUGGAGGAGGAGGAGGAGGAGACAUGGGGGACCUGCAAAUUCUGGCCCAAGCGCUUCUCAGCAGCCGCAAAUGAUCAUUGCGAUCAUGAUCAUCGUAUCAUCAUGAACUCAUUAAGACCGAUCGAAUCCUGCAUGCAACAACGAUUGAUCAUGAGAUCUCGAAGCCCAUCAUCUGUCUACUAGCUACUCACUCCAACUGCAGCAGCAGCAUCGGUAUUUUCUUCAGAAGACAAUCAAACGGCAGCAGAAGUUAGAACAUCAAUCGUAACAAUGGAAUGGAAUGGAAUGGAAACCGUCAUCAUGCUGCAGUUGAUGACGAACUCUUCUUCCUCCGAGUAGAGAGAAUCAUGACCUUGGCGGUGCACUGUACUGAACUGGUUGACCAAAAGCAAAACUCUUGCUUGAGAGAGUGGAGGUAUAUCGUUAGAGUAGAGACGUAAGUACAUAUAGAAUCUGAUAAUCAAUUGUAAAGAGAUUGUACUACGACCAAUACAUUGGUGGUGCCAGUCGGAGUCACUAUUCGUGUCUCCCUGCCACGGCAAUCUCUCUGAACAUGAUGGGCUUGGCAGCUCAAGGGUGAGGUACUAAAUGUUAGUUCGAUCCUCCAUCCUCCACCCCUGCCUCCCUGGAAAACUGAACAAACAUACAUGAAUUCAUACGGAGCUAGACUAUACUAACUCACAAAUUCUCCUCUACGUACUCUUACACUACUGGUUCUACUGUUCUAAGUUUGGUCCAGCAGCUGCAGUUGACCUUGGAGGUGCAGUUACUACUGAAAUAGUUCCGUCUUGCCUGGAAGAGGAGCUCGAACUUUCUUUUGCUUCACCAACUGGAGCUUCACUCUAAGCUUAGGUAGAUAGGUACAUAGAUAAUAGAUAGAUAGUCAAGACGAAGAUUACGUGGAGUGUACUAAUAUAAAAUGCUAUUUAGGCAUUGUAUACAGCUUCAGGGAUAAAGUCCACCAUGUAAAAUUGUUACUCAUUGCUUCCUUUCAUAAAGAAUUAU